GCCACUGGCCUUCUGGAGAGCGAUGAAAGUCCGCGGGUGCGCACCGCUGCCUUCGUCUCCGCGCUCUGCGUGGCUGGAGCAUGGUGGAAUGCUGCGCAUUUCGCGAAGACCUCUGGCUUGGUCGAGGACUCCACGAUGCCUUGGGUGCCAUCCUUGGACGAGCGGUUGACCAAUGCACUGAGCGGCCACCUGGGUCGGCUCCUUGAGGAGGCAAACGGGAUACCCGAAGACCUCCUCUUCCACACCAGCUCUUUGGAG
Symbiodinium necroappetens is the source of this 258-nucleotide messenger RNA. Lineage: Eukaryota; Dinophyceae; Suessiales; Symbiodiniaceae. The record is from the annotation of a GenBank genome assembly.